GUAUUGGGCAGUUCCACCGUGAAUCGUCGAUCGAUAUAGACGUGCUUUUCUAGCUGCUCCCGGAAUUGUGGUGCGCUCGAAGAUUGUGCAGAUUAGUGUCGAAAAAAAAUAAAACAUACAACGAAAUUACAGAAAAGAAAAAAACGAGGAAACACACGUUAGGUGGAUCGAGAUCCAGUAACGGUCAAACUGCGAUCAACGAGCAGAAUAGUAAAGAAAGUGACACAAAAUUGUGCUAUGGUUAGAUGCUGAAUCCAUCAGCAGUUGAAAUUUGAUAUAGAAUGUGCAAUAACAGUGUUUCACGGUAGUAGGUUUUCUCCAGGCCCAGUGAGUUCGUAGCGAGAAACUGUUAAUUACGGAAGAAACUACCGAGUGAGUGAUUCUGGUCAAAGCGAACAGAAGCGUGCUCCCAGAAAAAUGAAGUACCUGUGCCGGGAUGGAUUGACCCAAGCGCUGCUCGUACUGGUGGUGCCGGUCAUCCUGGCCGUGGCCGUCGACGGUAAAUUGGUAGCUCGCGGCAAGUACGAAAUGAUGGCCGCUUCAAACAAAAACACCGAUGAGCGCAGCAUAGCGGACAACGUGAAGACGAUGUUCGGGGUCGGAAAGAGUAGAGCACCGGCUCACGAUACGCCUUCAAGUGCCUGCAGCUGUCGCUGCGGGGAACGGAACGACGCGUCCCGUAUUGUCGGUGGGCAGCCAACCGGUAUCAACGAGUUCCCCUGGAUGGCGCGGUUAAGCUACUUCAACCGGUUCUACUGUGGCGGCAUGCUGAUCAACGAUCGUUACGUCCUAACGGCGGCCCAUUGUGUAAAAGGUUUCAUGUGGUUCCUGAUUAAGGUCACCUUCGGCGAGCACAACCGGUGCGACGAUUCGGUGCGGCCGGAAACCCGCUUCGUACUGCGAGCAAUCGCUCAGAAAUUCAGCUUUCUCAACUUCGACAACGACAUCGCGCUGCUGCGGCUUAACGAUCGCGUCCCGAUAACCGAUUUCAUCCGGCCAAUUUGCCUGCCAACUGAUCCAGAGCAAACCUACGUGGGUCGGAACGCUACCAUAACAGGGUGGGGUACCCUGAAGGAGGACGGCAAACCGUCGUGCAUCCUGCAGGAAGCGGACGUCCCGGUUAUUUCCAACGACGUGUGCAGCAGCGAAACCAACUACACCUCGUCGAUGAUUACCGCUAACAUGAUGUGCGCCGGUUACCUCGGUGUCGGAGGUCGGGACUCCUGCCAGGGCGAUUCCGGUGGUCCACUGGUAGCGGAACGGCCGGACAAAAGGUACGAACUGAUCGGAGUGGUCUCGUGGGGCAACGGCUGUGCGCGACCCUACUAUCCGGGUGUUUACACCAGAGUGACCCAGUACCUGGUUUGGAUAAAAGAAAACUCCAAAGAUGGCUGUUUUUGCAAUGAAUGAGGUAACAAAAAAAAAGUAGUAUGCAGAAGAGUGCGAUUCUACGGCAAACAGGCAAAUUGACUACUCGCCUAUUCCAACAUUUCCAAAUUGCUAGGUCUAGUUUGGAUACGUAGACAGUAAAUGAUGAGUACAACUGUGGAACUUUAUUAGUCUCCGUCUGGCGUAAACCGCUGCUUCCUGAAGACGCCGCUAACUGAAACCGAUAUUACGACUUGAAAAAGCAAAAGAAACAAGCGAGAGAAAAAAUGUGAGAAACAUAAAAAGACUAAACAACAGUGCUAGAUUUAAGCAAUAAGUAACCGAAUUAAUUUAUAGAACCAAUGGGUAACCGAAUAAAAAAUACUCAAACUUGUA
Wyeomyia smithii (pitcher-plant mosquito) is the source of this 1764-nucleotide messenger RNA. Its product is annotated as trypsin-7-like. Gene Ontology annotation, molecular function: serine-type endopeptidase activity. Lineage: Eukaryota; Metazoa; Arthropoda; Insecta; Diptera; Culicidae. The transcript has 4 exons. The record is from RefSeq and is a predicted model, not a curated record. Bases 418 to 1410 code for a protein of 330 amino acids. Gene Ontology annotation, biological process: proteolysis.